Molecule: messenger RNA, 1474 nt
Organism: Dissoconium aciculare CBS 342.82
Lineage: Eukaryota; Fungi; Ascomycota; Dothideomycetes; Mycosphaerellales; Dissoconiaceae
Exons: 3
Coding region: 332-1174 (280 amino acids)
Molecular function (GO): FMN binding
Source: RefSeq, a predicted model, not a curated record
UCAACACCUCGUCCAUUGACGAUGAUGAGGUCACCAUCCCCGGUUCACGUCCACUGGCGCGUGCCUGCAGCGUGCGCAGGCUGUCGAUGGUUCAUACGCAUGGAGGACUCUGCUCUUGUCUAUCUCUCAUCAUUCCGUCAUUCUUCAUAACAGCAUUUAGAAGUAUAUAUUCCUCAAACCCACCUGGCUGCUCUUGAUCCAAUCGAGUCUCAUAUCUAGCACGAAUCUACGCUUCUCAUCACCGUGAUCGGACUCUCUGCCAAUAUCCACCAUAGCUUUCCAACGCCCCAUUGUUCGUUUGCAAGGUCUCGCACGUACAAUCCAACGUACGAUGGCAAGCACCUCCCAUACCGACACGCCCAAGGAGGCGCCAUGGCGUGCAACUUUCCUCGAGCAUGUCAACAGCAUGGACAGUCCGGAAUUCGUCUUUGCAUCGUUAGCACCGGCCACUUCCUCAUCCAGCCCAACGCCAUAUGUACCGCGAGCUAGAUUCUGUAUCUUCCGUGGUCUUUGGGCCGAGCUCCCGGAGAACAAGCACAAUAAUGCACCCAAGAACGAGCGUGUCUACCAGAGUGAUAUGCCUACCUUCACAACAGAUGUACGCAUGCAAAAAGUGUGGGAGCUUUUUGCGAGCUCGCCCGGGAAGGCGGAGGAUGUGAGCCAGGUACGGGGUAGUGGCGGUGGUGGUCCUUGCGAGGCGGUCUGGUGGAACAAGGAGACCAAGAUUCAAUGGCGAGUGAAGGGUGAAGCGUACAUCGUAGGCCCAGACAUUGAAGGAGAAGGUGAGCAGAGCAAGGAGAGCAGUGGUGUGCGGACCACGAAGAGCGAACUCGGGUCGCGCAUGCGUAUCGUCAAGGAAGACGGCACGGACAAAUGGUCAUGGAAGACGGAACUGACGAGUCAUUUUGGCAACGUCUCUCCUGGCAUGCGAGGCUCAUUCGCAAACCCACCACCAGGCAAGCCCGUUGACGAGCCCUUCGAGGGCGACCUCAAGGUGGGCGAGAAAGUCGAAGAUCUUGACGAUGCCACUGCACGGCAAAACUUCCGGGUGGUCGUCAUCAAGCCUGAGGAGGUCGAAUCCGUUGACCUCAGCGAUCCGAAGACGUCUCGCCGCCAGCUGUACAAGUACGACUCGAACACAUCUUCUUGGUCGCAGCAAGAGCUUUGGCCGUGAAGGAGUCGGGUCUUGAACUUAUCUGUAUUGCAUACUUUUGCCGUAGACACAAUGUGCUUGCCAUUGUUCAAACGUGACGGAAUAUUUUCCGGCUUGCUCGCUUGGUGACACUUCAGAGAAACACGAGGCCAACUUGGGUCAUCGACGACGCAGUACAAGUUCAUGUACCUAGGUAGUCGUGGUUCAGGACGAGCUUGGAUCAUUCCCCUUUGUAUCAGGUGAUUAUGCUCGCAACCACACGCCUUGCACCACUAGGAUUACAUGAGGCCAAAAUAGUAUUGUCCAGAUAGCGAACAUCAG